UCAAGUGUCUUCAAAUCAAUAAUUACUUAUCAGGUAUUAUCAGUAAAAGUAAUUAUUGUCAAUGGUCCUUCGAAACUAACUAGUUUUUAAACAGAAUUCUGUACAACUCGAUUAAGUCACACUGCUAAUAGGUCAAGCCACGCUACAGUCGUGUCAAAGAAAGAGUGUUGAGCACUUUGCUUAGUCUAAAAGCUGAAUUCAGCCACUCCAGGGAUGUACCCGAGAAGAACUCCAAUUAGUCAUGAAGCAUCUCAGCGUAUCACUUAUCUCAACAGAAUCAGAAGACUUAGGGUAUAUCAUGCUCGCAUCAAAUUUGGUGAAUUUGGCCCAAGUCUCACCGAACCUGUAGAACCUGAAUACAGGCCAUUGCCCCACGGUGUAACAAUUGAUGCAAAACUAGGUGCCUACGAAGAAGGUUUCUAUAGCAUUGCAAUCAAGUAUCUUCCCCGUGACGAAGCUGUUGCCAUCAUCAACAUCAGAGUGAACGCUGAUUAUGCAAGAUACCUAAACUUCCUGAGAGGAUUACCGACUUGUGAGCCAACGCCAAGAGAACAAAUUCAUCCAGAGAUUCCCUUGCCAGGUGUGCUCCAGCACCCAACACCACGAGCACCAGACUACGGAAGCACUCCGAUUGCAAGAUUUUACGGGUACCAAGGACCUAGAAGCCAUCCGAGGUCGCGUGGUCAAUCUACCGUUGCAGAGCAGUCAACAUCUGUAGCAACCAGGAACGUGGUCGUUCGCAGCCUUCUCGAAAACGAAAGAAGAAGAGAGGCUGAGGUUAUUGAACAAGAAGUCGGUGCAGAAGGUACAGAAGACAUCACUGAAGUGGAGACGAAUUUUUCGAUCAGAACAAACGAUUCUGAGACUGUCAUUCAAGAAGAAAGUGAAGUAGAGGAAACAGUGAAAGGAGAAAGUGAAGAAAGCGGUUCGACCACAUCUGAGGAAUUCAUCUUGUCCAUCAACGAACGAGAAUUUUGAAAACCCUCAGUGAAUUUGCUCAAGAAGAGGCUUCA
Messenger RNA from Daphnia magna, 1013 nucleotides. RefSeq lists its product as uncharacterized. The coding region runs from base 214 to 978 and encodes 254 amino acids. The record is from RefSeq and is a predicted model, not a curated record. The transcript is spliced from 3 exons. NCBI's taxonomy places the organism in Eukaryota, Metazoa, Arthropoda, Branchiopoda, Diplostraca, Daphniidae.